Molecule: messenger RNA, 1566 nt
Organism: Galeopterus variegatus (Sunda flying lemur)
Lineage: Eukaryota; Metazoa; Chordata; Mammalia; Dermoptera; Cynocephalidae
Gene: FCRL4
Product: Fc receptor-like 4
Exons: 13
Coding region: 1-1566 (521 amino acids)
Biological process (GO): cell surface receptor signaling pathway
Molecular function (GO): transmembrane signaling receptor activity
Source: RefSeq, a predicted model, not a curated record
AUGCUGCUGUGGGUGUCCUUGCUGGUCCUCGCUCCAGUCAGUGGACAACUUGCAACUGUACCCAAACCUGUGAUUUCCCUCCAUCCUCCAUGGACCAUAGUCUUCCAAGGAGAGAGAGUAAAUAUAACUUGCGAUGGAUUUCACUUCUAUGCACCAGAGAAAACAAAAUGGUACCAUCAGUUCCAACGGGUAAUGAAAACAAGAGAAACUCCAGGAAAUACCCUCGAGGUUUGUGAAUCUGGAGAAUACAGAUGCCAGGCCCAGGGUUCACCUACAAGUAAUUCUGUAUACUUGAUCUUUUCUUCAGGUAACUUUAUCCUGCAGGGCCCAUAUUCUGUGUUUGAAGGUGAUACAUUGGUUCUGAGAUGCCAGAAAAGGGGGAAAGAGAAGCUGACUUCUGUGAAAUACACUUGGAAUGGAAAGACUCUUUCUCAGUCUUCUAAAAGUUGGGAUCUUCUUAUCCCACAAGCAAGUUCAAAUAACAGUGGCUCUUACCAAUGCAUUGGAUUUGUGGACAAAAAAUAUGUAUUUAGAUCAAAUACCAAAGUUAUUACAAUUCAAGAACUAUUUCCACAUCCAAAGCUGAAGGCCACAGCCUCUCAGCCUACAGAAGGGAAUUCAGUAAACCUGAGCUGUGAAACGCAGCUUCCUCUUGAGCGGUCGGACACUCCACUUCACUUUAUCUUCUUCAGAGAUGACAUGGUCAUCCUGUCAGACUGGAGCAGGUCCCCAGAGUUCCAGAUCCCAACCAUAUGGAGAGAAAACUCAGGAUCAUAUCGAUGUGGUGCUGAAACAGUGACCCACAGCGUCCGCAAGCACAGCCUCCCUCUACAGAUCCACGUGCACAGCAUCCCUGUGUCUGGAGUGCUCAUGGAAACCCAGCCCCCAGGAGGCCAGGUGGUUGAAGGGGAAAUGCUGGUCCUUGUCUGCUCCGUGGCUGAAGGAACAGGGAGCACCAUGUUCUCCUGGCACAGAGAAGACACAAAGGAGAGUCUGGGGAGGAAAACUCAGCGUUCCCAGAGAGCAGAGCUGGAGAUCCCUGUCAUCAGGGAGAGUGAUGCCGGGGGAUACUACUGUACAGCUGACAACAGCCACGGCCCUGUGCAGAGUGAGGUGGUGAACAUCACCGUGAGAGAGGCUCCAGGCAACAGACAUGGCCUAAUUGCUGUGGUAGCCACCGGGGGACUGCUCAGUCUUCUUCUCCUGGGUAUGGCCCUGCUGUUUUACUGCUGGCGCUGGAGGAAACCAGGUGUGUCAUUCCUGGCAGAGGAAACCAGGUGCCCUCUUACCCCGGGCCCAGGAGAGUCCUGCCAUCCUAUCUGCCCUGUCCAGGGGGAGGUGCAGCUCUUGCAUGGCACUGUGCAUCCCAAAGAGAAAGACUUGGUAUAUUCUGAUAUCCAGACUAUUCAAGGGGAAGCCAAUACCUCCAGGAAACCUCUAGAGGACAAGGAUACCUCAAUUGUCUACAGUGAGGUGAAGACGCAGCUCCCAGACACCUCAGCUGGAAAGGUCAGCUCUAAGGAUGAAGACACCAUGGAAAUUUAUGAGAAUGUUCUACUCAUAUGA